Messenger RNA from Fukomys damarensis (Damara mole-rat), 3477 nucleotides. RefSeq names its product regulatory factor X2 (gene Rfx2). Gene Ontology annotation, cellular component: nucleus. The transcript has 19 exons. Gene Ontology annotation, molecular function: DNA-binding transcription factor activity, RNA polymerase II-specific; RNA polymerase II cis-regulatory region sequence-specific DNA binding. The record is from RefSeq and is a predicted model, not a curated record. NCBI's taxonomy places the organism in Eukaryota, Metazoa, Chordata, Mammalia, Rodentia, Bathyergidae. Gene Ontology annotation, biological process: regulation of transcription by RNA polymerase II. The coding region runs from base 183 to 2420 and encodes 745 amino acids.
GUGAUGUAGAAGUUCAUUCCUGCUAGGGCCCGUGGUGCACGCCUGUGAUCCAGUGCUCUGGGGUUUACAUAGCAUGUAGAACAUUACGAGGGAGAAGUUCCUAGAGAAACUUUUCAUUGGUCUGCUGGCACUGCAGACCCUUCUGGUGGUCCCCUUGUGAGUGGCAGAUCCUUCUGGAAGCCAUGUCCAACUCAGGAGCUCACUCACAACCAGGCAGAAGGAGCAUGCAGAAUUCCGAGGGAGGAGCGGACUCGCCCGCGUCCGUGACUCUGCGACCCCCGGCGGCUGCAGCCCAGCCCGUACCCGCCUCCCCGCAGAGGGUGCUGGUCCAGGCCGCGGGCCCUGCGCCCAAGGGGGCCCCGAUGCAGCCACUGUCUCUCCCCAGAGCUCCACAGGUGCCACAGCAGGUCCCACCCGUGCAGCACGUGUACCCCGCUCAGGUGCAGUACGUGGAAGGGGGUGACACCGUCUACGCGAAUGGAGCCAUACGAGCGGCCUACACCUACAACCCCGAGCCUCAGAUGUACGCCCCCAGCAGCGCAGCCUCUUACUUCGAGGCCCCGGGCGGCGCUCCGGUGACAGUGGCAGCCUCGUCCCCGCCAUCAGUCCCCACUCACGGCAUGGUGGGCAUCACCAUGGACGUCGCGGGGAACCCCAUCGUGUCCAGCGCGGGCGCCUACCUCAUCCACGGGAUGGACAGCGCGAGACACUCCCUGGCCCACACUGCUCGGUCCUCGCCAGCCACGCUUCAAAUGGCGAUUGAAAACCUCCAAAAAAGCGAAGGAAUCACCCCCCACAAAAGCGGUUUGCUCAACAGCCAUCUCCAGUGGCUGCUGGACAACUACGAGACGGCCGAGGGCGUGAGCCUCCCCAGGAGCUCCCUGUACAACCACUACCUGCGCCACUGCCAGGAGCACAAGCUGGACCCCGUGAACGCCGCCUCCUUCGGGAAGCUCAUCCGCUCCGUGUUCAUGGGGCUGCGCACGCGGCGCCUGGGCACCAGGGGCAACUCGAAGUACCACUACUACGGCAUCCGUCUGAAGCCGGACUCCCCGCUGAACAGGCUGCAGGAGGACACUCAGUACAUGGCCAUGCGGCAGCAGCCCCUGCACCAGAAGCCCAGGUACCGGCCAGCCCAGAAGACGGACAGCCUUGGGGACAGCAGCUCCCACAGCAGCCUGCACAGCACACCGGAGCAGGCUACGGCCACACAGAGCCAGCACCACCAGCAGUACAUAGAUGUGUCCCACGUGUUCCCAGAGUUCCCGGUGCCCGAGCUGGGCAGUGCGCUGCUGCAGGAGAGCGUCACACUGCGCGACGUCAAGGCCCUGCAGCUGGCGUACCGACGGCACUGCGAGGUGACCACUGCAGCCCCGGGUGGCACAGAGGCCACCUUGGAUGUCGUCACAAACCUCCAGUUCCACUACAUUGAGAGGCUGUGGCUGUCCUUCUGGAACGCCAAAGCUACCUGCAGUGACAGCCCCACCUCCCUCCCCGCCAGUGACGAGGAGCCCACAGGACAGGCUGUGCUGCCCCAGGACAAGCUCAUUGCACUGUGCAAGUGCGCGCCCAUCCUCAAGUGGAUGCGGAGCUGCGACCACAUCCUGUACCAGGCGCUGGUGGAGAUCCUCAUCCCGGAUGUGCUGCGCCCGGUCCCCAGCACCCUGACGCAGGCCAUCCGGAACUUCGCCAAGAGUUUGGAAGGCUGGCUGACGAACGCCAUGGCUGACUUCCCGCAGCAGGUCAUCCAGACCAAGGUGGGCGUGGUCAGCUCCUUUGCGCAGACGCUGAGGCGCUACACGUCGCUCAACCACCUGGCGCAGGCCGCGCGCGCUGUGCUGCAGAAUGCGUCCCAGAUCAGCCAGAUGCUCAGCGACCUCAACCGCGUGGACUUCGCUAACGUGCAGGAGCAGGCCUCGUGGGUGUGCCAGUGCGAGGAGGGCCUGGUGCAGCGGCUGGAACAGGACUUCAAGGUGACCCUGCAGCAGCAGAGCUCGCUCGAGCAGUGGGCCCGCUGGCUGGACGGCGUGGUCAGCCAGGUGCUCAAGCAGCAUGCAGGCAGCCCCAGCUUCCCCAAGGCCGCAAGGCAGUUCCUGCUCAAGUGGUCCUUUUACAGCUCCAUGGUGAUCCGGGACCUGACCCUGCGCAGUGCUGCCAGCUUCGGCUCCUUCCACCUCAUCCGCCUGCUCUAUGACGAGUACAUGUUCUACCUGGUGGAGCACCGAGUCGCCGAGGCCACUGGGGAGACGCCUAUCGCCGUCAUGGGGGAGUUCAAUGACCUCACCUCCCUGUCGCUGACGCUGCUCGACAAAGAUGACAUCAGCAGUGAGCGGGGUGGCGAAGACGCCUGCAGCCUGGGCGAGCCCCUGGUGAAACGGGAGCGCCGUGACUCGGGCCACCACCUGCACGGUGGCAUCUAGCACCUUCCCCUAGGUGCCUUCCGGACAUGAGGUCCCAGAAGGUGUCACCAGGCCACCCUGGGAACCUGGACCUCCUGGCCCCACCGCACUUGUGCCUCUUAGAUGACUUGAUGUUUACUCUGACUCUGCCCCGGGGCCACGCUCCCCGGACCCACGAGAGAGACAGUUACCCACGCUGUCAAAGCUGCGGCGAGGCCCUGUGUCCCUCGUUCUGGGGACGCCCCCUCCGCCCGACGUGAGCUGUGCUCUGCGUCCCCCACUACAGGCUACUUCUCUGAGUCACCUCACUGACAGACCCAGCCCGGGCUGAGCGGGGAGUGACAGCCCGGCCCCACCUGGUCCUGCACUGGUGGGGGCACAGAGCCCCCAGUGCUCCCGGGCAGGAAGAACCCACCCCAGCGUGUGCCUUGUGGCCCUUGGUGGCUGGACGGUCCCAGGCUUCCUGCCCUGCGGCGCUCCAUCUCCAAUGACAGAUCCGCAGCUGGAGAAAGAACAAGCCAUAGAAAGGACUCCGCUCUUGUCCUCCUGUGACCUUGGAGGGCUCUGACACCCGCAAGUCCCGCCUUGACCUCUUCAAAGCGAAACUGGGCACAGGUGACAACCAAGGACCCACGCAGCCCCGAACUCCAGACAUGCAGAGAUCACAAAGAAAGCGCUGUCUACAGAAAUGCAAUACGUCCUCUGUUGGAAAAUGUUUAUGCCAAUAGUUUUGUGCUCUAAUUGUUCUUAGAAGGUUUCUUUAUGCCCGUACGUCUCACACAUACUCGGUCUCCAAUGUUUGUCCUCCCUCACACAGAAUGCACUAAUGCCAGUUCCCACGGCCUCGAAAACUGCACCCCUCAGCCCGUGUCGGGGUGCAGGAGGCACGGAGAGAAAGGUGUGCAGAUGUUCUGAGGCCCCUGAUAAUCCCCAUGUUUGUCUGGUCUUAUAUGGAAGACUUAGAUGAACUCAGGAGAAGAAUGUCGUUCAAGAAUCGCCUCCUCUCCCUGGAGUCCUUCGAGCUCAGCGAUGCGCUGUAACGGUGGUGUUUGUUCCUGUGUGGAACCAAUACAGACAG